GUCACACCUCUGCCUACACGCUUCUCUCUCUCUCUCUCUCUCUCGCUCGUCAGUCGCACUGAUGCUCAGUUCCCCUUCUCUCUCAGAUCUCUCUCUCUCUCUCUGAGGCUAAAUUUUUUAUCGAAUUUCGACCUGAUUUAGCUGCAGGCAACACCCAACUGUGUACACGGUUAAGAAAGGAUCUUGUCAAUUCUACUAGUAAAUGGAUCUGAGUACCAUCAGAGAUGCAUUUGAUCGAGUUGCCAAGAAGCAAAAGUUGUCUACUUCUAAAUCCCUGGAAGUCAUAGACCAAGUUGGCCGUGAAAUUGAACAGGCGUUGGCAAAUAUCCAGUCCAUUCAGGACCUCACCUCUCCUGCACCCAUCCUUGUAGAACUUAAAACUAAGCUGAAUGCGAUUGGCCCACACAACCAGCUUGAGGGAUCACAAAAGGAGCUAAACAUAAACCUAAAUAAGUACCCAAAGACCCUAGAAAGAUUUUUCAAUCCUGACAUAUCUAAAGCAUACAGAAAUGUUGAUUUUGACUCCCACAUCGUGAAUCAUAUCAUUGCAAGCCAUUUUUACCGUGUAGGUCUGUUUGACAUUGCAGACUGCUUAAUAAACGAAGCCGGGGAGCCAGAGGCCAUUUUCCUCAAAUCUCGUUUUCUAGAGUUGCAUCAAAUACUGGAUGCUAUGAGGGCUAGAAACCUCAAACCUGCUCUGUAUUGGGUCUCUACCAACCGUGAAAACCUCGUGCAGAACGGUUCAAAUCUUGAGUUGAAACUUCACCGCCUACAAUUUGUGGAGAUUCUCCGGAACAAAAGCCAAGCCGAUGCGCUGAAUUAUGCUAGGACUUUUCUUGCUCCUUUCGCUACCCUUCACAUGGACGAGAUCCAGAAGCUCAUGGGUUGCCUCUUGUGGGUAGGAAAACUCGACAGAUGUCCAUAUUCUGAGUUUCUGUCUCCUACCCAUUGGGAGAAAUUGGCCGAGGAGUUGAUGUGGCAGUUCUGCAGUUUCUUGGGGCAGUCAUCGGAGAGCGCAUUAAGCGUGGCGGUGGCUGCUGGGGUUGAAGGAUUGCCUACUUUGUUGAAGCUGGUCAAUGUGAUGGCAGCAAAGAAGCAGGAGUGGCAGGCGAUGAAACAGUUGCCGGUGCCGGUGGAUUUGAGGAAGGAGUUUCAGUUCCAUUCGAUAUUUGUGUGUCCGGUGAGUAGGGAACAAGGCAGUGAAGAGAAUCCGCCAAUGCUGUUGCCGUGUGGGCAUGUCCUUUGCAAGCAAUCUAUCAUGAAACUUUCCAGAAGCAGCACUCGAACAUUUAAGUGUCCUUAUUGUCCUCUUGAGGCUUCUGUUGCACAAUGCAGGCAGCUGUGCUUCUAAUAGGCAUCUGUGAAGGUGUCUCUCUCUCUCUCUCUCUCAUAGACUGAAUUUGUGGUAUUGAUGUGCAGGUAUUGUGGGUUAUGUAAAUAGAUAUUCUUUCUGAAUUCAUGUGUUACUUAUUCACGUGUCCUACCAGUAAUCAACUUAUAUUGCUUAGCAUAAGGAAAAUGAUCCACAAAAAAGGCAUGUGAUUUUCUAUCUCCAAAUCGCUAUCUCAAUGUACUUCUAGUCGUAAGACCAUGUCUUAAGAUUCUUGUGUGUUGAGAUUCUCACACAAUUUUAUGAUUGACAAUUUAUUGGGGUAGAGAAAUAUAACUA
Molecule: messenger RNA, 1669 nt
Organism: Camellia sinensis
Lineage: Eukaryota; Viridiplantae; Streptophyta; Magnoliopsida; Ericales; Theaceae
Product: protein RMD5 homolog
Biological process (GO): proteasome-mediated ubiquitin-dependent protein catabolic process
Cellular component (GO): GID complex; nucleus; cytoplasm
Molecular function (GO): protein binding; ubiquitin protein ligase activity
Source: RefSeq, a predicted model, not a curated record